This is a messenger RNA of Patiria miniata (bat star), 1857 nucleotides long. Its product is annotated as glycerol-3-phosphate acyltransferase 3-like. Lineage: Eukaryota; Metazoa; Echinodermata; Asteroidea; Valvatida; Asterinidae. Bases 184 to 1575 code for a protein of 463 amino acids. Gene Ontology annotation, biological process: triglyceride biosynthetic process. The transcript has 15 exons. Gene Ontology annotation, molecular function: glycerol-3-phosphate O-acyltransferase activity. The record is from RefSeq and is a predicted model, not a curated record. Gene Ontology annotation, cellular component: endoplasmic reticulum.
CGUUACGAAGAACGGGAGGGCACAAUACACGUACCAGACAUCGUACGAUAUGAAUCAUUUUCAUUUCAACAACCGCGAACUGCAGGGCGCCUGUCAUUGUGAAAUAAUGGAUUUUAUCUUGGACAAACCAUGGACAAACUGUCCCACUUUCUGCUGAGAAUUUGAACACUUUGGAAGACCACAAUGGAACAGCUUCUUCUCGUCAUCCUUGGCGUCACUUUGACGCCGUUUAUGUUUCUGGUUUUGCUGAUCGUUGUGCCGGGUUGUUUUGGAUUGUCGCUCGGAUUACGGCACCUGUACAUCAACUUUUUACUUCGGAUGUUUGAGCUUGGAAACAAAAUCUCACAAACGCCGACUGCAAAGGAAACACACUUUGAUUUUGGGGAUGAGGAGGAAAAUGACGAUGAAGUUGAAAAAAGUGAUGACGAGAAGACAGUUGUGCCAAAUGUAAACUCUGCCAAUGAACUGAUUCAUAAGGAAUCCACUAAGCAUCUGGCUCACGGCAUCAAGCAGAGGGUCACCAACGGCAAGCUCAACUGGUCCCCUGAAGAGUUCCAGCUGUCGGACGUCUGCUACUUCACCAAGAAGGGGGUCGAGGCUAUUAUUGACGAUGAGGUGACAAAGCGUUUCACUGCAGAGGAGUUACCAUCGUGGAAUUUGCUGACGAGAACCAGCAUGCGUUACCAGUACCUCAAUAUUCGUCUGACGUUGCUCUGGAUGGCAGGUUUUGUGUUUCGAUACUUUUUGCUUUUACCUGUUAGAUUGGCCGUCACCAUCAUCUGUAUGCUGUACCUGUUGGUGUCCUCUGCUUUCCUCGGAUAUCUCCCAGAUUCAAGAUUGAAACAGAUAGUCAACAAGUACAGCUCCCUGACACUCCAUCGCAUGUUCUGCCGAUGCUUCUCAGCCAUUAUCACAUUCCAUAACAAAGAAAACCGAGCCAAGGGAGGGAUUUGUGUGGCCAAUCACACCUCACCAAUCGACAUAGCCAUCUUGAGUUUCGACAAUGUCUACGCAUUUAUUGGCCAGCUGCACAGCGGUUUUAUGGGGAUGGUCCAGCGUGCCAUGAGUCGCACGGGUACCGACCACAUCUGGUUUGAGCGGUCCGAGAUGCGCGACAGGAAGAAAGUCACAGAGAGGUUGCGAGAGCAUGUGAACGAUCCCAACAAGUUACCCAUCUUGAUCUUUCCUGAAGGAACGUGCAUAAACAACACCUCUGUCAUGCAGUUUAAAAAAGGCAGUUUUGAGGUCGGCGGCACCAUCUGGCCGGUAGCUAUAAAGUACAAUUCCAACUUUGGGGAUCCGUUCUGGAACAGCAGCAAGUAUUCAAUGGUCCGGUACCUGCUCAUGAUGCUGACUAGCUGGGCCAUUGUGUGCGAUGUCUGGUAUCUGCCUCCCAUGGUCAGAGGGGAGGAUGAGGAAUCCAUUGAUUUUGCUAACCGAGUCAAGGCAGCCAUCGCUAAGCAAGGCGGACUUCUUGAUCUUACCUGGGAUGGCCAAUUGAAGAGGACUCGCGUGAAAAGCAUCUACAAAGCUAAAGAGCAGGAAGAAUAUAGCAAGAUGAUCAAGACAGACUGAACUCCUAAAAAAAAAGGGGGAAAUGACGAAGAAUCAGUAGUUGGAGAAAAUGGCUACAUUCUGAUAUUUGCUUGUCCUCAAGAGCAGACUUUUAAUCAAGUAAAUCACUAGUCAAGUCACAGCUGAUUAACAAAGAUAAGAAUGGUCUUUGUCUCAGUUAAUUUGAAUAGCUCAACAAUGAUGACUUGUGAGAACUUGACGUGAACUGCGCUUACAAGCGUAUCAAUGUGAGCAACACUCCACGUCAGAUUGUAUAUUGUAUAAAUUGGUGUGAUAAAAAAA